UCGGGGCGCAGCCCACGUUGCCAGCCUGCUUUCCAGCAUUCUUGAUCUGCUCUUUUGUCAGGCCGGGCCUGGGCCUGGCGAGGCGGAGAAGCUGAGGACACUCACUUGCAAGGCUUUAAGUUUCUCUAAAUGUGAGCGUUGGAUGUGGUGCAGAACAGCACCCAGAGGUCGUCCACUGGGUGGGCCGGACCCCUGAGAGUUUUUCUCCUGGCGGGCAGACUGCCAGGCAAAGAAUUGGGUGCCCAGGGAAAUUUGAAUAUCAGAAUAGUAAUUUAUUAGCAUAAAAGGUAGCUGUAAGUAUGUCCCCGCAAUGCAUCAGACAUAACUAUGGAAGCUACUUUUUGUCUGAAAUUCAGAUUUAACUGGGAGUCCUGUAUUUUUUUUUAAUUUUUUUUAUUUUUAUGUUUUAUUUUGUAUAGAAGAGCUGGUGCAGACCAGAGCUGGUUGGGGGUGCGCGAGAGGACUCCCCAGAGACAGAGUGAGGAGCCGAAUAGGCAGAUCCACUGAACCCCAUUGCGGAGAAUAGUGGGAAGGGGUGAAAGGGGGUCUGCUGUGCCCUGGGAUCACCUCCCCGGCUGGGGAUGGACUCAGCUGCAGUGGCUGUGGACAGCUUGAUAGGCCGAGUCUUGACCCCUGCGCACCCGGGAGGCCCCAGCUGCAUGUGUUUGAGAGUUAGUGAAUCUGCUGCUGUUUUAAAAAUACCGGCAUCCACUUGGCUUGAAAGUGUGGACAACAGUGAGUACAUGCGCAACGGGGACUUCCUGCCCACCCGGCUGCAGGCCCAGCAGGACGCGGUCAACAUCGUCUGUCACUCCAAGACCCGGAGCAACCCGGAGAACAACGUGGGCCUCAUCACACUGGCCAAUGACUGCGAGGUGCUGACCACGCUCACCCCCGACACCGGCCGCAUCCUGUCCAAGCUGCACACGGUCCAGCCCAAGGGCAAGAUCACCUUCUGCACCGGCAUCCGCGUGGCCCACCUGGCCCUGAAGCACCGGCAGGGAAAGAACCACAAGAUGCGGAUCGUGGCUUUCGUGGGCAGCCCCGUGGAGGACAGCGAGAAGGACCUGGUGAAACUGGCUAAGCGCCUCAAGAAGGAGAAGGUCAACGUGGACAUUAUCAAUUUUGGGGAGGAGGAGGUGAACACGGAGAAGCUGACGGCCUUCGUGAACACGCUGAACGGCAAGGACGGGACGGGCUCGCACCUGGUGACCGUGCCGCCGGGGCCCAGCCUGGCCGAUGCCCUCAUCAGCUCCCCUAUUCUGGCUGGCGAAGGCGGGGCCAUGUUGGGUCUCGGGGCCAGUGACUUCGAGUUCGGCGUGGACCCCAGUGCCGACCCGGAGCUGGCCCUGGUGAGCGAGCCGGGCGCUCGGGCUCUCUGGGCCUCCCCUGCCGGCCGAUCCGCCGACGCCGACGCCAGCUCCGCCAUGGACACAUCUGAGCCAGCCAAGGAGGAGGACGACUACGAUGUCAUGCAGGACCCCGAGUUCCUUCAGAGUGUCCUGGAGAACCUUCCAGGCGUGGAUCCCAACAACGAGGCCAUUCGAAACGCCAUGGGCUCGCUGGCCUCCCAGGCCACCAAGGAAGGCAAGAAGGACAAGAAGGAGGAGGACAAGAAGUGAGACUGGAGGGCGGACGGCCGCGCCUGCCCUGGGGCUGCAGGGGCGCGGUCUGCCCUGAGCCUGAAUAAAGCUUGGCAACGUUUU
This is a messenger RNA of Condylura cristata (star-nosed mole), 1706 nucleotides long. RefSeq names its product proteasome (prosome, macropain) 26S subunit, non-ATPase, 4 (gene PSMD4). Bases 582 to 1622 code for a protein of 346 amino acids. Gene Ontology annotation, cellular component: cytosol; proteasome regulatory particle, base subcomplex; nucleus. Gene Ontology annotation, molecular function: polyubiquitin modification-dependent protein binding. The record is from RefSeq and is a predicted model, not a curated record. The transcript has 8 exons. NCBI's taxonomy places the organism in Eukaryota, Metazoa, Chordata, Mammalia, Eulipotyphla, Talpidae. Gene Ontology annotation, biological process: proteasome-mediated ubiquitin-dependent protein catabolic process.